AUGAGAGGCCUCGAGAAGCUGGUAACUGGCAGGCUGGAGGGUGUCGAGCACGGUAGCGGAGUUGGGAUGGAUGCGUUAACGCAGUACAGGAACUCUGUGAAGGAGCGACUCGACAGCGCAGAUGUGCUGGUAGCCAAGCUGGUGCAUGAGAACACGGUGCUGUCGCAGACGGUGGAAACCAGAACGCAGGAGGUUGAGAACGUGCGACAUCAGUUAAAGACGCUGCAGAAUAGGGUGGCGGAGCUGGAGGGCCGGGAGGCGCGGCAGGAGGAAGAGAUAGAGAUUGUGAAGGAUCUAUUCGAACACCUGUGUGGGGUGCGAGUGCAUAAGUCGUACGAGGACGACACAGGACUGUGGUUUGACGCCUCACAGGGGUCACGGAACGGGAUCAUGGACUACAAGUUGGGCUUUGUCAAGAACGAGUCGUCUGCCGGGACGGAGGUGGUGUACGUUCCGCUGCUGAAGCAGCGGAGCUCGGAUGAGCUUCGAGCGCUGCAGAAGCAGCUGCCGGGAUACAUGUUCGACACGCUCAGCUUUCCGCUCAAAUCGCUAUAUCAGUUUUAUUCCAAAAUGGCUAGAAGUCUAAGUAAGAAAAUAGAAUGA
Molecule: messenger RNA, 603 nt
Organism: Torulaspora globosa
Lineage: Eukaryota; Fungi; Ascomycota; Saccharomycetes; Saccharomycetales; Saccharomycetaceae
Gene: CSM1
Product: Csm1p
Exons: 1
Coding region: 1-603 (200 amino acids)
Biological process (GO): meiotic sister chromatid segregation; attachment of mitotic spindle microtubules to kinetochore; homologous chromosome segregation
Cellular component (GO): mitotic spindle; chromosome, centromeric core domain; nucleolus
Molecular function (GO): protein binding; microtubule site clamp
Source: RefSeq, a predicted model, not a curated record